Messenger RNA from Parnassius mnemosyne (clouded apollo), 1503 nucleotides. The record is from the annotation of a GenBank genome assembly. Lineage: Eukaryota; Metazoa; Arthropoda; Insecta; Lepidoptera; Papilionidae.
AUGCCUAAAGUUUCAGUAAAGGUAAAAUGGGGUAAGGAGAUGUUCCCAGGAGUGGAAGUGAACACAGAGGAUGACCCAGUGGUAUUUAAGGCUCAAAUCUUUGCACUGACUGGUGUUCAACCAGAUAGGCAAAAAGUGGUCUGUAAAGGUGUCACAUUAAGAGACGAUUCAUGGGGAAACUUUAAAUUGACUGAUAAUGCAUUGGUGCUUGUGAUGGGUAGCAAAGAAGAAGAUGUGCCUGCAGCUCCCAUCGAGCAGACUCGUUUUGUAGAAGAUAUGAAUGAAUCGGAGCUUGCAACUGCUCUGGAUCUCCCCGAGGGCCUCAUCAAUUUGGGUAACACAUGUUACAUGAAUGCCACUGUUCAGUGCCUCAAGACCGUUCCAGAAUUGAAAAAUGCUCUGCUCAACUAUGAUAAAUCAUCGGGCGGAGGCACGGCCGGGGAGCUGACGGCGGCGCUGAGCGAGACGAUGCGCGCGCUGGAGGGCGGCGGCGCGGGCGCGUGCGCGGGCGCGGCGGCGCGGCUGCUGCGCGCGCUGCACGCGGCGGCGCCACGCUUCGCCGAGCGCGGCGCCGCCGGCGGCCUGGCGCAGCAGGACGCCUCCGAGUGCUGGGCCGAGAUCGUGCGCGCGCUGCAGACCAGGCUGCCCGUCGCGCCCACGCUGCCCUCUACCGACAGGACAUCAGUAAUAGAGCAAUACUUCGGUGGUACAUUAGAUGUGGAGCUGGUUUGCUCGGAAGCGGAUGAGCCGCCCACCAAGAGUACGGAAUCCUUCUUGCAAUUGUCCUGCUUCAUAUCACAAGACGUCAAAUAUUUGCAAUCUGGUCUUAGAUCUAAAAUGUCUGAACAAAUCACGAAAUUGUCACCAACUUUAGGAAGAGAUGCAACUUACACAAAAACUUGCAAAAUAAGCCGUCUGCCUGCAUACUUAACGGUACAAUUCGUGCGAUUCUAUUUCAAGGAAAAAGAAUCCAUUAACGCCAAGAUCCUGAAAGAUGUAAAAUUCCCUCUUGACCUUGAUGUGUUUGAAUUGUGCUCACCAGAACUGCAAGAGAGAUUGGCACCGAUGAGAGCAAAGUUCAAGGAACUGGAUGAUUCUAAAGUAGAGUCAUCUUUGAUUGGAAGAAAUAAAAGCCAUGGCGAUACUAGGAAAGAUAUUCAAAGAAAAACGGUGCUUCCAUAUUGGUUUGAGAAUGACGUGGGCAGCAACAACAGCGGCUACUACCGGCUGCAGGCCGUGCUGACGCACCGCGGCCGCUCGUCGUCGUCCGGUCAUUACGUGGCCUGGGUGGCGCGCGGCGACUCCUGGCUGCGCUGCGACGACGACACCGUCACGCCCGUCACCGAGGACGAAGUGCUCAAGCUCAGCGGCGGAGGUGACUGGCACUGCGCCUACCUCCUGCUGUAUGGACCUAGGAUUCUAGAGUUGCCCGAGGAAGAGGAACCAAUGGUGACCGAAGUGACCGAGGAACCGGCCGGCGACCCGCCCACCGCGCUCGCAUAA